ACUGUGUGGCUUAUAUUUAUCACUACUAAUCACACGCUCAGUAACGGCCUGGUGGUCACGGGGUAACGGUAGCAAAAUAGCACUUUUAUACUAAUUGGAGUGCAAUAGAGCUGCUGCACCGGUCACGUCAACUAACGAAUUAGUUUGAAUCAGAAUUUCAACCGGUGUACAUCACAUCCUAAAGAAAACGACUGAAGAGUGAAAAAAAAAAAUUCUAAAAUCGGAAGAAUAUAGAAUUUUUGAUUUUUUUUUGCAUUUUUUCAUUUUUUUAUAAUAUAUGUAUAUAUAGCUUUAACUAGAACAAUAUAUACUUACUACAUAUAAACAUAACUAUUAUCGAACAUUUUAUGUUAUGCCGUUUACUAACAUAAUCAAUGUACAAUAUUAUAUAGCAGCAUAGAGAGAAAGAGAGAGAGAAUUAAAAAGAGAGUAUAUGAAUACUAAAAUUAAAUACGAAAUUUUUAAUAUAAAUAAUAAAUUGUUGGAAUAUAUGAAAAAUCGAUUUGAAGUUGGUGAUCUAAUACAAAAAAAAAAUAAAAAGAAAAAAAUUAAUAAAAAAUUUUAAAUAUAUUGUGUUUAAUAUUAAUUAAAACGUUGUAUUAAAAUUCCGUUUUAGUUCACAUUCAACUUAUUCUUAUUUAAAUAAAUUAUAAAAAAAAAAAAUUAAAUUGAAUUAAAAAGUUCGCGGGUUUUUAAAUUCAUUGUUUCAAUUCAAUUUAUUCACUCAAUAUAACAACGCCAGUCCAGUCAAACCCUUAGUUUAUUCUACAUUUAUUGUACUUAUACCACAUUUAUUUGUGUAAAUGCGUAUGUACUCCAUAUGAGCAAUAUUGUUAAAAUUUGGAAUUAAAAAAAAAAAACAUAGAGAGGAAAAGAAUAAAAAAUUAAUAAUUAAUUAUUUUCGAAAUUUUGUUUUGUAAAAAUAAUUUUUACAUUAUGAAAUUAAUUUUUGGUAUAUUAAUACUUAAAAGUAUAUUGGCAAUAAGUUAUGGCCAUAAAAUACUUGGAUUAUUUCCGACGGUAGCAAAAUCACAUCAUAUUGUUGGUACAGCAUUAAUGGAAAAAUUAGCUGAACGUGGUCAUGAAAUAACAAUGGUGUCACCAUUUAAAGCUGAUUCAAAAUUAUCAACCUUGAAAAAUUUCCGUGAUGUUGUAAUCGAAGAAACAUAUAAUCAAUCGAGACCAAUGAUUGAAAGCAUUUUUGAAAUGGUUACAACAAAAAAUAUUUUUGAAAUAUUUCAUGGAUUCUCAGAUAUUGGUAUUAAAAUCUCAAAUUUAACAAUGCAGGAGCCAAUGAUACAAAAAUUAUUAAAAUCAAAUGAAAAAUUUGAUUUAAUUAUUUGUGAAAUGACAAUGAAUGAAGUAUUACUCGGUUUUGGUCAUCGUUUUAAUGCACCAAUUAUUGCUGUAUCAACAUUUGGACCAUCAUUAUGGACAACAGAUUUAGUUGGUACACCAUCACCAUUAUCAUAUGUGCCACAUCCAUUUUUAAAAUUAUCUGAUAAAAUGAAUUUAAUUGAAAGAAUAAUGAAUAUAUUAGCAGCAACAUAUGAACGUAUCUAUUAUGAUAAUUUUUAUUAUCCACGUCAAGUUAAUUUAUAUAAUGAACAUUUUCCAAAUCCAAAACCAUCAUUACAAUCAUUACGUGAAAAUGUAUCAUUAGUAUUAGUUAAUAGUCAUUUUAGUUUAACAGCACCGAGACCACUUGUACCAAAUAUGAUUGAAGUUGGUGGUUUUCAUUUAAAUAGAACAGAAAAUCCAAUACCAAAUAAUAUUAAAACAUUUUUAGAUACAGCAAAACAUGGUGCAAUAUUAUUUACACUUGGUUCUGAAAUAAAAACAACUGAAUUACCACCAGAAAAAUUAUCAGCUAUAUUAAAUGUAUUUAGAUCAUUAAAACAAAAAGUUUUAUUUAAAUGGGAAAAUUGGAAUUUACCAAAUAAACCAGAUAAUGUAUUAAUAAGUAAUUGGUUUCCACAAAAAGAAAUUUUAUCACAUUCAAAUUUAAAAUUAUUAAUAACACAAGGUGGUCUAUUAAGUAUUAUGGAAGCAAUUAAUGCUGGUGUACCAUUUAUUGGUAUACCAUUAUAUGGUGAUCAAUAUAUGAAUAUGAAAUUUGCUGAAAAAUCUGGUAUCGGUAUAUCAUUAUCAUAUGAUAUGUUAGAUGAAAAAGAAUUAAGAACAGCUGUUGCAUAUAUAUUAGAGGAUCAAGAUUAUGAACAUAAUAUUAAAGAAUUAAAAUCACGUUAUGAAGAUCAACCAAUAAAACCAAUUGAUAAUGCAAUUUAUUGGAUUGAAUAUGUUAUAAAACAUAAAGGUGCUAUACAUAUGAGAUCAGCUGGUCAACAUUUAAAUUAUAUACAAUAUCAUAAUAUUGAUGCAUUAGGAAUAUUAUUUGGAAUUGCUUUUAUAAUAUUUUAUUUAAUAUGGGCAUUAAUUAUGAAAUGUUUAUGCAGUGGACGUAGUAAACGUCAAAAAUUUCAAGAAACAAAUCAACCAAAUCAUAAAAUUAAAUAUUCAAAAAAGAAAAAAAAUAAUUAAUUUUAGGUUGUUAAAUUAAAAAAAAAAUUCAUUUCAUUUUUUUUUUUUUUUUUAAUUUUGUUUCCUUAACUUUAUAAAAAAAACCUUUAAAACCUCCUAAAUGUUCUUGUUUUUUUUUUUUUUGUUUUUGUAAUUUUAGAAUUCAAUUAAACUUUCUGUUAGCUAAUUUAAAAUUACAAUUAAUAAAGUAAAAGAAAAAAAACAUAAAUAGACUAGCAAAAUAAGACUAGAAUUUUUUUUUUUAAAUUUCUGAUUAAGACUAAUGUUCUUGUGUAAUGCAAUUUUAUUUUAGUAUUCUUACAAACACACCGGAAAAUGAUUUAAAAUAGCCGUGAAUUGAAUACACUGUUUUGGAAAAUAUAGUCUUACUAUAUUUUCUGAUAAACUACAUGUAUAUCAUAUGAGAAUCUAUAUGCAACUAAUAAAGCUUUAUGAAAAAUUUAUUGCCAACUCUAUUUUACAUCCAACAGUUACAUUGGGAUUUAUGUCACUCUUCAUAUCACCUCCAGUUUUUCAAUAAACUCAUUAUCUCUCUUUUGGCGAGUUCAAUAGAGGUUUACAAAGAAUAUGAAAUGAAGAUUGAUAAAAAUUUUCUUACUACACCAAAUAAUUAUUAAAUUUAAUAAUGGCUGCUACCGGUUUAAAAUCUAACUCACAUUUUUAAUGAAAAUUCAAAUUGGCCUUUCUAAUUUUAUCUUUCGAAUACUAAAAUAAAAAAAUUGCAUUAAAAAAAUUACACUUAAUCUGAUUUUUUUGUGAACGAUAACAGUAUAUUUUUUUCCUCAAUUAUUUUACUAAACUAAAAUUUGUAAUUUUUCAAUAAAAAUAUUUGAAAAAAAAAAAUAGGGAAAAAAUAUACUAAAAAUUAAAAAAAAAAAACGAAAGAUCUCUGAGAAAUAAAAAAUAAAUGAAAAUAAUAAAAAAGAAAAACCCAAUUUAAAUUCAUUUUUUAAUUACUUAAUAUAGUAUAAUACUCGAAUUUUAAAUUAAAAAGAUUAAAUUAAAAAAAAAAUAUAUAAAAUAUUUUAAAGGAUGAAUAGAAAAACAAACAAACAAACAAAAAAUAAUUAGAAAAAAAGAUUUUUUUUUUUAAUUAUUUUAAGUCAAAUGUUUUCUUACCCAGCAUUUACACAUACAAGUUACUUGCAAGCAAGUUUGUAUAAUAUUAAUUGUCAAUUAGUUUUUCGAAAUGUCAAAUUACUUGCUAUUAUGACGUAGGCGUUUAGCAAGUUAAUUUUUGAAAAUGUCUUUGAGAAGAAAACAACUAGCAAUAUAUUAUAUAAUUGUUUAUAAAUUUUAGAAACCAUAAGUUUGCUAAGUUUAAUUUUUUCAAAACAAAAUUCAAAAAUUUUAAAUUAAAAAAAAAAAAAAAUCAAAACAAAUUUUUUUUUGUGAAUUUCUCAAUAUGUCAAAUUACUUGCUCAAAUUACUGGCAGCAAAAUUUUCUUGCAAGUUGAACUGCAAGUAAACAAGCAAGUAGAAAUAUUUCAAUGUGUUAGUAAAAUUUUUGUAUGUAUUGCAACUUUCUUGCAAGUAACUUGUACGUGUAAAUGCUGGGUUACCAAAAACAAAAAGAAAAAAAAAAACAAAAGUACACUAAAAGAAACGAAAAUUUUGAAAUUUUUUUGGUAAAAAAUAAAAAAAAAAAUGUGAAAGAAAAAGAAAAUAUUUAAGAAAAAAAAAAAUGGAAAACUUUAAUAAUUAAUUAUUGUCUUGUUAAUUCAAAAAUUUGAUUUUUACUAAUAAA
Condylostylus longicornis is the source of this 4288-nucleotide messenger RNA. Its product is annotated as UDP-glycosyltransferase UGT5-like. The record is from RefSeq and is a predicted model, not a curated record. Gene Ontology annotation, molecular function: UDP-glycosyltransferase activity. The coding region runs from base 937 to 2541 and encodes 534 amino acids. The transcript has 3 exons. NCBI's taxonomy places the organism in Eukaryota, Metazoa, Arthropoda, Insecta, Diptera, Dolichopodidae.